AGGGCGGUAAGAUCAAUCACGGUCAGUAGCUUACCAAUUUCUUCCGAAGCUACUUCCUCCUAUUAGAGUUCACCGGAAAGAAGAAACCCAGUUGCUCUGGGUAGCGACGAUUCUAGCUGUGUAUAUUAAAGUGUCAAACCCCGUCAAGUUGGCUUUACACUGCAGAGAAUUUUUUGUUUCUUUGUUGAUAGAUUGUGCAGUAAAAAUAGUUCUUUCGUAGAAAAGUAAAAGUUUGAUAUUCCACCCUUUGAUUUCCCAAGCCACAAAAUCUUGUUGCGCCGCGCUUUCCGUCGUCCUUGCGGACCAGUUGUCUGUCAGCAGCACUACUUUACCCGGGACCAGAGCCGGUUUCGUUCUUCGCUACCGGCGGAAAAGACGAACAAUAUCAUGCCGGGCGAGGAGGGUGUAACGAUUUCCGUGCAGUACUGCGGAGGCUGAGGCUACAAACGGCACUAUGUUGCGGCCCGGGAAAAGCUGGAGGCCGCGCUGGCGCCCGAAGGGGUAGACGUGAAAAAGCUGAAAUGGGAUGUUGUUGCAGAUCCGGGAGUUACCGGUACCACUUAAAUAUCAAUCUCCCUUCAAUUCGCUUCUGUGCACGCAAUCCAGGUGUCUGGCAAUGUAUUUCGCACGAUGAUUUGGAUUAGAACGAAGCGCGCUGUUCAUGAAAGAAACAUGAACAAUAUCAACAGGCAACUUCGAGGUGAAGGU
This is a messenger RNA of Amoebophrya sp. A120, 708 nucleotides long. NCBI's taxonomy places the organism in Eukaryota, Dinophyceae, Syndiniales, Amoebophryaceae. The record is from the annotation of a GenBank genome assembly.